CUAAGAAAGUCCGCCCCAGAAAGUUAAAGAGCGCCCUUUACAGCUGAACUACCGAACGGCCAUUCGGAGAAUUCCUGUACUUCCCUUUUUAUGGAACAUCGGAGCAGUGGCCAGUGCUGGUUUGGGGACUUUCCAGGGAAGCCCUAAAUUGAUGACCAUGAGUGCUGCCAACCCCCUUUAUAAAGCAGACUAUGGGAGCUGGUGAAUCACACGGCCAUCAAUUCCAUCCUGGUACAGGACAAGAUGAAGGCAGCGCUCUGCGUGGUCGCAAUGUUGGCAGCUCUGUGGAUCUGCUGUUUCAAGCAAGCUGCACCCGCCCCGGCUUCAAUCAUAACGCUAGAAUGCUGUGAGAGGUUUAGGACCACGCCCAUUCCUCGCAAGAGGCUUAAGAGCUACACGGAAGCUCUCUUGUGCCCGACACCUGCUGUCAUAUUCACCAACAAGAGGAAUAUGAAGAUUUGCGCUAGAGCCAAGGAGGAAUGGGUUAAAGAGUCAGUGGAGUACCUGGACAGGAAACAACAGGGUGGCAAAGACGAAGUGAAAUCUCCAGACUUCAACGAGGUCUCAAGAGCUAGUUUUGAACGUGGGUUCAAUUCUUCCCGGCUCCCGAAUGGAGGUGAAACUUCAGCAUCGACUCGGGAAGUUGACGCUGGUGCCCAGUGAAGAAAGAGAGCUGAGUUUGAAUCAUAUUCACAGUUUACAGACAGACAGCCAGGAAUACUUUAUUCAUCCUGAGGGAAAUUGGGUUUUCGUGACAGUCUCACCAACCAAGAAUAGUGUCGAAAUCUAGCAAUAUAAAACCAUAAAUAAUUAAAUAAUGAUGAGUAAAUUAUGCCAACUGGACAUUAGUCCGGGACCAGCCUAUUGACUCAGGGUGUCUGACACUCCGAGGGAGGAGUUAAAGCCGUGUCUGCAUGUUUCAUUCAGAGGUCAGAUUAGGACCCGGUGCGUUAUAGUAUCAUAAACCUACGAUGUUAACUGGAUCUCUAUCGCGUGUUGUAUGGAGUUGUUAAAUUGAUCUUAAUUUGUUUGUACAUUUGUUAAGUAUUAAUAAAGAUUGAAAGUGA
Molecule: messenger RNA, 1067 nt
Organism: Hypanus sabinus (Atlantic stingray)
Lineage: Eukaryota; Metazoa; Chordata; Chondrichthyes; Myliobatiformes; Dasyatidae
Product: eotaxin-like
Exons: 3
Coding region: 244-663 (139 amino acids)
Biological process (GO): monocyte chemotaxis; chemokine-mediated signaling pathway; lymphocyte chemotaxis
Cellular component (GO): extracellular region
Molecular function (GO): chemokine activity; CCR chemokine receptor binding
Source: RefSeq, a predicted model, not a curated record